AUGGAGGUUCGUCGUAAUCUGCACCACAACAUCCAGAUGAAGGAGAGCUACCUUGUGGGCCGUGCUCUCCUCAACUUCACGUCGAUUUUUGUGUCUUUGGGAGUGUUUUUGUUUGGUUUUGAACAAGGUUUGAUGUCGUCCCUUUUGACUAAUAGCUACUUUAAAUCAUACUACAACGAGCCGCUGCCUGCUGAGGUGGGUACCAUGAUUGCCAUCUUGGAAAUAGGGGCUCUUUUCAGUUCUUUUGAGGCGGGAAAGGUGGGGGACCGAAUUGGACGAUGCAAGACCAUUCGGUUGGGGUCAUUUAUUUUUCUUGUAGGAGGACUUAUUCAGACAACAUCUGUCAACAUAAUCAACCUCGGGUUUGGUCGGCUCAUUAGUGGAGUUGCCAUUGGAUUUUUAACCACCAUUAUUCCAUGUUAUCAGCUGGAAAUCAGUCCUCCAGACGACCGCGGAUUCUACGCUUGUCUUGAAUUUACAGGCAACAUUAUCGGUUAUUCGUCGAGUAUCUGGGUGGACUACGGAUUCUCGUUUUUGGAGAACGAUUUUUCGUGGAGAACUCCGCUUUUCAUCCAGUGUGUGAUGGGAUUUCUUUUGUUUCUUGGACUGUUUAUCAUCGUUGAGACGCCACGGUGGCUCUUGGAUCACAACCACGACAUCGAGGGCAUGGUGGUGAUCUCGGAUUUGUAUGCUGACGGCGACGUUGAGGACGAAGUGGCCAAAAACGAGUUUCGUAGUAUCAAGGAAAAUGUGCUUAUUGCUCGAGUUGAAGGCGGAGAACGGUCUUAUCGCUACAUGCUCCAUCGGUAUGCCAAGAGGGUGCUGGUGGCCUGCUUUUCGCAGAUGUUUGCCCAGUUAAACGGUAUCAAUAUUGUGUCUUACUAUGCGCCCAUGAUUUUCGAGCUGGCAGGCUGGAUCGGCCGUCUGGCAAUUCUUAUGACUGGAUUGAACUCGUUGGUUUAUGUCGCAAGUACAAUUCCCCCCUGGUACUUGGUUGACGGUUGGGGCCGCAAACCGCUCUUGAUGUGGGGUGCUGUAUUCAUGGCAGUUCCGUUGCUCGUAAUUGCAUUUUCCUUGUGUGUGAACAACGAGUAUACUCCUCAGGUGGUGGUGGUUUGUGUGGUUGUAUUCAACGCUGCGUUUGGCGCCAGUUGGGGUCCAAUUCCUUGGAUGAUGAACGAGGUGAUUCCCAACUCGGUGCGGUCCAAAGGUGCAGCGAUGUCCACAGCCACCAACUGGUUAUUUAACUUUGUCGUUGGAGAAAUGACCCCCAUACUCCUCGAUUCUAUCCAGUGGAAAACCUACCUUAUUCCAGCACUCUCGUGUGUUUUGUCAUUUUUCUGUGUCCACUUGCUCUUUCCUGAAACCAAAGGCUUGACACUCGAAGACAUGGGUUCGGUGUUCGACGACAGCUCGUCGAUUUUCUCGUAUCAUUCUGGCGGGAGAACGAGCUACGGUGCCACUUCCGACAACACCGACCGUAGAACCAGCACUUCCGAGCACCAUGCUAACAACGAAGCAUUCAGACAAUCGGCGGCGCUGUUGGCACGCAAUCCCGCAUCUGCCAACAGAAUCGAUGGCAUUAUCACCGGAACUCCUCCACCGCCAAUAGCUACCACACCUCUUAUGCCCACCAAGUCGGAUAUGUCUACGCUGCUGGCGGAACAAGACGUCAAUGUCCACCCUCGGGAAAUCGAACCGCCUACUUUUGAUGUGAUUUACAAGUAUAAAUUACAGGAGAUGUCAAGACCCAAUGUUUUCAAGAGGGCAUUGGGAUUGGGAGGAGGCCGUGAUGAAGAGGAGUUGAUGCAGUAA
Molecule: messenger RNA, 1815 nt
Organism: Meyerozyma guilliermondii ATCC 6260
Lineage: Eukaryota; Fungi; Ascomycota; Pichiomycetes; Serinales; Debaryomycetaceae
Gene: HGT3
Product: Hgt3p
Exons: 1
Coding region: 1-1815 (604 amino acids)
Biological process (GO): transmembrane transport; carbohydrate transport
Cellular component (GO): membrane
Molecular function (GO): carbohydrate:proton symporter activity
Source: RefSeq, a predicted model, not a curated record